AUGUGCAUCACUUCUACCAACUCAGCACUCCAUGAUGAGGAACCCAAACGCAGAGAUACCACUCUAUUAUCACAGUCCGCCACAACUACCAGUAGUAGACGACGUCCUCAGAUUGCCAGAUUUGUCUUGACCGCUGUCCAAAACCCUUUGGAGCUGAUCACUCCUUCCGGGCAGAACCAGUAUUCCCACUUUGGUGCCAAGCCAACGGUUGUGGCGUCUUUCGGCCAGGACAAUGAACCUGUAACCAAUAGAAGAAAAAGUGGCCUCCGAGUAAAGCAGAUUUUGUCGUCCAAGUAUCAUCCAGUGGUGCGCCUUGACCCCUACACGCUGCAACAACUCCAACCCACUGUGGAUCAGAGAAAUAUAUGGGCAGCUUUGCGAGGAGACGACAGCGGCAUUGCCGAAACUCCAAAGAUCUCUUGGAACUGGAAACAUCGUACAGUAGAGCUCAUGGGACUGGAAACUCCAGAUGUCAUUGAUUGGAAAACAUACCAAUUUCCAGCGCAAGACCCAGAUGAGGAGGAGAAAAAGGAUCCAUGUCAAUUGCCACAUGACUGGAUGAAACAAUCCUUUCCAACCUGCAACAAUCUGCAUUCCUUUGACAUGAUGCGUCAAUUGCUGGAUGAAGGUCGAGUGCAACCGCGCUUCUUGAUGGGAUCAGGUGCAGUGCGCUCGGUCUGGUUGUUGGAACAAACCAUUGAGACAGAUGUUCCCUUGGAACAAACUGUCCUCAAGACAUUGAAAAUAGACAAGGAUUUUGACGUCAGCAAUUCUCAUCGGCAUCGACGAGAUGCCUUGAUUUCGGAGCGAUUGACAGGAUCACCCCACAUCCUGAAUAUUUAUGGCUAUUGUGGCAACAGUGCCAUCUACCAAUACGCCAAGAGUGGGACACUCUAUGAUGCUAUCGGUGCCAAGGAGUUUCGUGAUCAAAAAGUGGACCAGGAGGCGCAUAAAAAAUGGGAGCAGUGGACAAGUCAACGCAAAUUGGAUGUAGCAUAUCAGGUAGUAUCUGCUCUGGCGGAUCUGCAUGAUAUUGAUCAUGACGGAAUCACUUCUGUGGCACAUGAUGAUUUUGAUAUUACGCAACUAGUCAGCACAGAUGAAGGCAAAACCUUUCAAUUGAGUGAUUUUAAUGGAGCACCAUUUGUAAAAUGGGAUGCUGCCAAGAAACAAACAUGUCCCUUUCGUCCUCUCAUGAAGGGGGGCAAAACUCGGUCCCCUGAAGAGUAUGAUACCAAUAUAAAGUAUGUCACAGAAAAGAUUGAUAUCUUUGCCCUUGGCAAUAUCUUGUACACCAUUGUUGAAGGGCAAUAUCCAUUUCACAAUCUUUCCCCCGAAGAGUCCAUAGACAAUGUCAUGAAUGGGCACCAGCCACACAUCCGAGAAUCAACCUUGAAGAACAAGGACCCGAACAUCAAGGUUCUGCUACAGGCAAUGAAUGCAUGUUGGGUGUGGGAUCCAAGAAGAAGGGCAACUGCCAAGGAGGUGCAGAAUAUCCUCAAAACACGAGUGGGGAAUAAUCUAUCUCAUACAAGGUUGCCAUAA
Messenger RNA from Seminavis robusta, 1545 nucleotides. The record is from the annotation of a GenBank genome assembly. Lineage: Eukaryota; Bacillariophyta; Bacillariophyceae; Naviculales; Naviculaceae.